AUGGCUGUGAUGAUGGUGGUGGUGGUUGGCGACGGUGGCGGUGACGACGACGAUGGUGGUGACGGUAGUGGUUGCGGCAAUGAUUAUAUCUGUUGUUCUGUGAUGGAGUUGAGUAUACCUGAACCAGAAACAAAACAAAAAAAGCGUGGGAGAAAGAAAUCUAAUGUGUGGGAACACUUCACUGUGAAAAUGGAUGAACCUGGAUUUGGCCGGGCUUAUUGUAAUAAGUGCAAUAAAUCAUUUGCUUAUAUGAAAGAUUCAAAGUUAUCUGGCACCAGCCAUCUCAAGAGACACGUCUCCCUCUGUCAGAAUAAUCGACAAACCGCAUGUCCUAAAACUGGUGCUAAUCUACCAAAGAAACGGGCAAGAACAAAACCUCACUCUUCUGCUAUCUCAUUUGAUCAGUGCAAGAAUAUGAUUGCUAAAAUGAUUAUUUUGCAUGAUUAUUCACUUCAUAUGGUGGAAGACCAAGGUUUCAUUGAUUUGUUGCGAGCACUUCAACCCAAUUUCAAUCCACUGAGCUUUAAUGCUAUCAAAGAGGAUUGUGUUGAUAUGUAUCUUACAGGGAAGCAAAGGUUGUUGAAUCUUAUCGAUGGGAUUCCUGGGCGAGUCAACCUCACCUUGGACAUAUGGACUUCAAACCAGACAUCGGUCUAUGUUUUUCUUCGGGGACACUUCAUUGAUGGUGAUUGGAAGUUGCAUCAUCCCAUUCUUAAUGUUGUGAUGGUGCCAUUUCCUGAUUCUGAUGGUUCCUUAGAUCAAACCAUAGUAACCUACCUCAGUGACUGGCAUUUGGAGGGUCGGGUAUUUACUCUUGCACUCGAUAAAUUCUACUCCAAUGGCAAUGAGGCUUUGAUGAGAAAACUGAGGGAUCUCCUCUCUCUUAAGAGCCCUUCGAUCCUCGGUGGCCAAUUAUUAAGCCAAAACUGUUAUGCUCGUGUGCUUAGUCGCCUUGCAUUAGAUGCUUUGGGGGCAAUGAGAGAAACUAUUGGUAAAGUUCGUGAGCGUGUGAAGUACAUGAAAUCUCAUGAGAAGAAGUUCUUUGAGCUGAGGCAACAACUUCAAAUCCCUAGUAUGGUGGAGCUUUCAAUUGAUGACCAAAACAAAUGGGACACAGUCUACCGUAUGCUUGUUGCUGCCUGUGAGUUAAAGCAAGUCUUUGAUUGUUUUGAUGCCUCUGAUCCUGAUUACAGAAUGACUCUGACAAUGGAUGACUGGCAGCAGGUAGAAACUUUAUGUGUAUAUUUGAAGUAUUUGUAUGAUGCGGCUAACAUUUUAACUGUCCAACCAUACGCAACUGCAAACUUAUUUUUCCCUCAAGUGUCAAAACUUUUGGUGGAGUUGACUCAUGCAGCCUUCAGCCAGGAUCCUUUCUGCAGUAGUUUGAUUAUGCCUUUGAAAGAGAAGUUUGAGCAAUAUUGGAUGGAAAGCUGGUUCAUGUUGGCAGUUGCUGUAGCCAUGGAUCCGAGGUGUAAAAUGAAACUUGUGGAAUCCACCUUUGUUCACUUAUUUGGUGACAAGGCUGAGUCAUGGAUAAGAAUUGUUGGGGAUGGUCUUCAUGGACUAUUCGAUGAUUAUGUCAAGUCAGUGCUUCCUUAUACAGCGACAAAUGGUGAUGAAGGGAAUGAGGCUAUGAUAAAGACUGAGUCAUUUGAAGAAGGGUCAAUUGAAGCUGCAUAUUUUGAUUUUGACAUUGAUAUAUCUGACUUAAUAGGUAACCAGCAAUGGAAGACGGAAUUGACUGAGUAUCUAGAAGAGCCUCUAGAGCCCAUUGUACAGAAAUUUGAUAUUCUGAACUGGUGGAGAGUAAACGGAUUGAAGUACCCAAUAUUGUCUAGAAUGGCUUCUGAUAUUUUGUCUAUAUCAGCAUCUACUCUCUCUGCAAAUUUUGUUUUUGAUACAGAAAUUAGAAAAAUGGAUAGCUACAGGAGUUCAUUAGACUCCCUUACUCUUGAGGCCCUUAUUUGUACCAAGGAAUGGUUCCAGGAUAAAUCAUUACCCAUCGAUGCUUCUUUUAGGAUAUAG
This is a messenger RNA of Gastrolobium bilobum, 2025 nucleotides long. RefSeq names its product zinc finger BED domain-containing protein DAYSLEEPER-like. Gene Ontology annotation, molecular function: protein dimerization activity; DNA binding. The transcript is spliced from 2 exons. The record is from RefSeq and is a predicted model, not a curated record. Bases 1 to 2025 code for a protein of 674 amino acids. Lineage: Eukaryota; Viridiplantae; Streptophyta; Magnoliopsida; Fabales; Fabaceae.